Culex quinquefasciatus (southern house mosquito) is the source of this 2127-nucleotide messenger RNA. RefSeq names its product phosphoacetylglucosamine mutase (gene nst). The record is from RefSeq and is a predicted model, not a curated record. Gene Ontology annotation, biological process: carbohydrate metabolic process; UDP-N-acetylglucosamine biosynthetic process. Bases 179 to 1831 code for a protein of 550 amino acids. Gene Ontology annotation, molecular function: magnesium ion binding; phosphoacetylglucosamine mutase activity. NCBI's taxonomy places the organism in Eukaryota, Metazoa, Arthropoda, Insecta, Diptera, Culicidae. The transcript is spliced from 4 exons.
ACGCGGCUCAAAAACAGUCAGUCCAAAAAAGUUGCUGACGUCGAGUGGAGGUGCAUCAGUAGCUGCCGAUCCGGAAGUCUUGCAUGUCCAAUUAACUUGUUUUGGCCGCCGAUAAGAUAAGCCAGAUUGUUCCCCAACCCGUGUUGAAGACAUUCCUUUUGGAUAACGCAGCAGCAAGAUGACCUUCAAUCUGCGCCAGGUUUAUGCGUUCGCCCGCGAAUAUCACCAAAAGCGCGACUCCCAGAAGGAGAUCCAGUACGGCACGGCAGGAUUCCGGUCACAUGCCGACAACCUGGACUACGUCAUGUACCGAAUGGGGCUGCUGGCGGUGCUCCGGUCGCGCGCAAAGGGUGGCCAGGUUAUCGGCGUGAUGAUCACGGCUUCGCACAACCCGGAACAGGACAACGGCGUCAAGCUGGUCGAUCCCAUGGGCGAAAUGCUGGAGCAGAGCUGGGAACGGCUGGCCACGGAUCUGGUGAACGUGAGCGACGCCGACCUGGAGGGCCAAAUUGCGAAGAUCAGCACCGAGCAGGGCAUCGACAACAACGAACCUGCGAAGGUGUACGUGGGCAUGGACACGCGCUAUCACAGUCCGCAGCUGGCGAAGGCCGUGCUGAACGGGAUUGCGGCGCUGAAGGGAAGCGUGCGGGACUUUGGAAUCGUUACGACGCCAAUGUUGCACUACUUUGUGACCUGCUCGAAUACGGACCUGGCGUACGGACUGCCGACCGAGGAGGGCUACAUGACGAAGCUGUUGACGGCCUUCAAGCGGAUUCGGGGGAACACCUUCGCGAAGGGGAACUACACGAACAAGGUGUUUUACGACGGAGCGAACGGAGUCGGGUCGCUGAAGAUGCUGGGAUUUGUGCGGAAGUUUGACAGAUAUCUGGACGUGAAGGUGUUCAACAGCAAUGGAAAGAUCAACUUCAACUGCGGGGCGGACUUUGUCAAGACGAAUCAACGGGCGCCGCACGGAAUCCCUGAAGAUCUGGAACCGAACGCACGGUGCGUGUCAGUUGACGGGGACGCCGAUCGGGUCGUGUAUUAUUACACCGAUGAGGACGGUGUGUUCCAUCUGCUGGACGGCGACCGGAUUGCCACGUUGAUUGCCGGCUACCUCAAAGAACUCGUUGAAAAGUGCGGGGUUGAGCUUGAAAUGGGACUGGUCCAGACUGCCUACGCCAACGGAGCUUCAACGGACUACAUCGUCAAUCAGUUGAAAGUCCCCGUUGCGUGCGCCCCAACCGGAGUCAAGCAUCUGCACCACAAAGCGCUCGAUUACGACGUGGGCGUCUACUUCGAGGCAAACGGACACGGCACCGUCAUCUACAACGCGGAAGCCAAGAAGCGAAUUGCAGCCGCCAGCAAGGACGAAUCCCUUACCCAGGAGCAACGUGACGCUGCGAAGCUGCUGCUCAGCACGAUCGACCUGACGAACGAAACCGUCGGCGACGCCAUCUCGGAUAUGCUGCUCGUCGAAACGGUCCUGCACUACCGUGGCUGGAGCCUCCAGGACUGGUUCGCGGCGUACUCCGACCUGCCGAACGUGCUGAUGAAGGUCAAGGUGGAAGAUCGGAACGUGUUCACGACGACCGACGCCGAACGCGUCUGCGUCAAGCCGGAAGGUCUGCAGGACGCCAUCAACGAAAUCGUGGCCAAGUAUCCCCGCGGGAGGUCGUUCGUGCGGCCGUCCGGAACGGAGGACGUGGUGCGGGUGUACGCCGAGUCCGAAACCAAGGACGGCACGCUGCAGCUGGCGCUCGAAGUGGCCAACGUUGUGUUCGACCGGGCUGGGGGUGUUGGCGCUCGGCCGGAGCUGGCCAAGAUCUAAGGGACACGCACAUCAGUUUAUUGUUAUUUCCGACUGGCACACACAAGCUACCGAUACUGCCCCGUAUUGUUUUAGUGUGUAAAGUGAUGUCUGUGCGAAAGGAAAAUAUGCAAAUUGGUUAUUAACCUGAAUGAGAUUAGUUUGAAUUGCUUGAAUAUAUGAUUAUCGUGUUCGAAUAUUAGAUCUAUCUACAUCCAUAUACAGUGAGCUACUAAAUCGUUUGGACAAAGACAAAGCAAUGCUUCUAUUUACCACAGCUAUGCAUAUCAAUAAAUUUUAUUAUUGGCGCUUUUAAA